AUGGCCGAGGGCAUGGCAAUGGCCCGCGCUGGAUCAUUGGUUUCAAAGCUUGAUUCCAAGAUAUGCUAUCAUAGGGAUGCAGCCCUUGAGUACAUGGAAAUCAAGGCUGUGGUUGGAGAAGUCAUAGAAGAAAAGGAGAUGCUCCAGCAGGAUUAUCAUGCACUGAAAGGUGAACUUGAGGCGGCAAAGAAAACAAUUGUGGAAGUAAACAAGGAGCUUGCAGCAGGAAACGAGGAGACCUCUCUCAGUAAGAAGGAGCUGGAGCUUGUAAAGAAGAAGCUUCAAGACUGGGAAGCUAAGCAAAAUCUAUCUGAGCAACAGAAUUGCUCUGCUUCUGAGCAUGUCCAGCCUAGUAAUAGUAAGCAGGGGCAGAAAAGAUCAAUGAGGCACCAGGAAGUGCCAUCUCAAGGACCUCUGAGAAUUGAUGCUGACAAACCUGACCUGGCAGAAGAGCGUCCUGGGAGCAUGCUGGUAAACAACCCCAUUGUUGGCCAAACCUCAGUUGUUCCACCAAGCACAGAUGAUGACAUGGUGGCCCUGCGUGAACAUCUGAUCAAGCAAUUCCUUGAAAUCGACAAAUACGGCGGGUGGAUCAUCGGGAUAAAGGAAAUGGGCAAACUGAAUGUGAAGGCAUUUGAGAUUGCUUGCGCUGAGAAGUUCCGUACCACAAAAGCCGCUGAUGCGUCAAGUAAGCUGUACUCACUGUGGCAGCAGCGGAUCACUGACGUAAGCUGGAAUCCCUUCCACACGGUCACGGUCGAGGGCAAUCAUCAGGAGGUUCUGAAUGUCAAUGAUGAUAAGCUGCAAGAACUGAAGAAGGAAUGGGGAGAAGGCCCCUACAAAGCUGUCAUCGAUGCGCUGAUGGAGAUGAAAGAGUACAACUGCCUAGGCGACAGGAGCACCGUCUAUGAGCUAUGGAACUACAGGGCGGACCGGAAAGCCACCCUAACGGAGUGUACUGAGUACAUGGCCGAUCGUGUGCAGCAACUCACAGUGGUCAAGCGCAGGAGGAGUCGCAGGACGAUAUGA
Messenger RNA from Triticum turgidum subsp. durum (durum wheat), 1029 nucleotides. The record is from the annotation of a GenBank genome assembly. Lineage: Eukaryota; Viridiplantae; Streptophyta; Magnoliopsida; Poales; Poaceae.